GCAUACGUAUGAUGUUUCCCAUUUCCGAUAGCACAGGAAGGCAGCAUAACAAACGACGGCAGUAACUGUUACGAGUUGACACUUUAGCGUUAGCUUACAGACAAGAAACAGAGGCGGUGUCGUUCAAAGAAAUUUCAUUUCACAAUGUCAGCCCCCGAUCCAGAAGGUUCUGGCGCAGCGUCAAGCAACAGACGCUUGCAGCAGACUCAGGCCCAGGUGGAUGAGGUGGUGGAUAUUAUGCGUGUUAAUGUGGACAAAGUGCUGGAACGUGACCAGAAGCUGUCUGAACUGGAUGACAGAGCAGACGCACUGCAGGCUGGAGCCUCCCAGUUCGAGACCAGUGCUGCUAAGCUGAAAAGGAAGUACUGGUGGAAGAACUGCAAGAUGUGGGCCAUCCUGAUAGCUGUCAUAGUGAUCAUCAUCAUCAUCAUUAUUAUUUGGAGUUCCUCGUCAUAAAACAGCAACAAGAGGAGGAGGAGUGGAAGAAACAAUGAAGAAGAGGAGAGGAGCAAUGUGCACAAUUAAUAUCUCAGAGGAAUACGUCACAUGAUUACUGGCUACUGAGCUCUACAGCAUUAUCCCCCCCCUUUGCAGGGGGUCUUCAUUCUUUGUCCUGGUUUGCCGUGUGUGUGUGUGUGUAUGUAUGAAUUUGUGUGUGUAUUUUCAGAUGUGUGUGAGUAAAGGAUUGUCAUAAUACCAGAGUUUUACCCUGCAUUACUACACCAUACCAGACAUCAAUAAAUUUCUAUUACAGUGCUAUGCCACUUGCCAAAGAAAACAGACACAUACAUACAGAAACAGGCUGAUAAUUAAACUCCAACAUUUUUUUUAAGUAUAAAUGAAACAUCUUCGACUGUAUGACAAAGCACACACACAUACUCCAACCUCAGGACUAGUGAAGAAUAUUGUUGUAAACUCUCCUCAACUUAUAUUUACUUUUUUAUGUUUUAUUAAUAGCCAUUUAUUUUGUGUGCCAGGCUAAGAAAAGUGCCUUUAAAGAUAUGCUCUUCUUUGUUAGUGUAGAUUGUAACAGUAACCCUGCAUAUCAUUAAAGAGAUGCCCCUUUCCAACACAUACACAUUUGUACUUUUCAGAGUGCCAAUAUUUUGAUUAGAUUUUUCUCCUCAUUUAAAAAAAAGAAGUGCUGGUCUGUCAUUUUAUGAAUGGUUAAGGUUGACCAGGGAAUGAUGGGAUCUGAUGCCUUAUUUUAUUUAUGCACAUGGUUGAGUGCUAAUUGAGUUUUCUGUAUAAGACACUUGAUUUUGGGUUUAAUAACAAGGAAUUUCAUUGGUCCCCCAACAACAAAAAGCUAACCAGUAACACACUGUUGACCCACCUGAUCACACCUGUCCUUGUGCAUCUUCCUUUGAGGAGGACUUAGUUACAGUAAAAACUAGUAUGGGCUUGUGUUUAGAUAAGUGCCUGUAUGCUAAGACAAACAGCCUCACAGCUAGGCAAGGCUGGAGAAACUGCCACAAAGUUUUAAAAAGAAGAACAAAAAAGUGCUACACUGUGUUAAAAGUGGUGAAUGGUCUCAAGGAUGUGCAAAGAACAUUUGCCUUUAUGAAAUAUAAAGGCAAAUAUAAAUAGUAUUAAAAAAAAGUAAGAAAAUAGUAGUGAACAUAUGCCUUAAUAUGUUUCUCCAAUGGAGAACAGCCAAAAUACAACCAUGCCUUAUUGAUCAUAUAUACCAGCCAGUAAAAGAGUUGUGCCUUCUGAAUGCUCUCACUGUCCAAACAAAUACUGUGCUGCUUGCUAAUUCAACUGAGCUUAACCUUGAAGUCUUCUGUUUAGGCACACUGGCAUUGAUCCCAUCUGAUCAAUGCAAAGUACUUCUCACGUGUGAUAGUUUUAUUAUUCCUCUAACAAUACCUUUUUUUGCAAUCUAGCAAUCUAUUAUAUGUAGAACUAACUUUAGGGAGACUGUAUAAUUAUUUUUUUUCUAGUUGCUCUCAGCUGCUGAGCAUCAUGCGUGUUUGAGUGUAGAAGAAAAAACUUUGUUGGGCAAUGACAGUGUGAUAUAUAUAUAUACCAUACCAACACUGGAUGAUUGCAUUCCCUGCUAUUGCUUCCAUCCUAUUAAAGUAAAUGUAUUUUAAUGAGACAAACAAUUUGUGAUUACUUUGUACAUUAUUUUCAUUCUGUCUGGAAUUUCAUUACUGCAAGUAGAACUGUUGAUGUUGCAUUUUUCAGUAGUUUUUAAGAUGCAUGCAUGAUUCUGUGUUGAUUGAAAUGAACACUAACACAAGUAUUGGCUCCUUAGACAUUUUUAUAGUAUAUAGCCAAACUGUAGCCAUUAAGGAAAUGUGUGUAAUAUUUUCAAAGGCCACUGGAAAUGCUUUUGCAGUGCAGGCUUUUAGACCAAUGUAUGAAAUCGUCAUCAUCCUCUCAUGUCCACGCUAGAAAUUUGAGACCCAGUUUCUUCCGAGCCUUGCUCAUGUCUACCUACUGGGAAUGCAUUUGGAAAUAAGUGCAGUUCUACUCUUUGGCCCUAAAUGACUUUUGCUUGAAUAAAACAGAUUUAACUUAAA
Molecule: messenger RNA, 2531 nt
Organism: Siniperca chuatsi (mandarin fish)
Lineage: Eukaryota; Metazoa; Chordata; Actinopteri; Centrarchiformes; Sinipercidae
Gene: vamp3
Product: vesicle-associated membrane protein 3 (cellubrevin)
Exons: 5
Coding region: 145-456 (103 amino acids)
Biological process (GO): SNARE complex assembly; vesicle fusion; vesicle-mediated transport
Cellular component (GO): plasma membrane; SNARE complex
Molecular function (GO): syntaxin-1 binding; SNAP receptor activity
Source: RefSeq, a predicted model, not a curated record